This is a messenger RNA of Drosophila albomicans, 387 nucleotides long. RefSeq names its product male-specific sperm protein Mst84Db-like. The transcript has a single exon. NCBI's taxonomy places the organism in Eukaryota, Metazoa, Arthropoda, Insecta, Diptera, Drosophilidae. The record is from RefSeq and is a predicted model, not a curated record. Bases 89 to 364 code for a protein of 91 amino acids.
UGAACAUUUUAGUUUACUUCAUCUGGGCCUACAAAACACAACAAAAAUAGCACUAACCUGUUUCAUAAUCUUAGUUGAUUGCAUUAAAAUGCCUUGCAUAUUCAAUCCUGGUUAUAUUGGACCCAAUCCGCCUUGCUGUGAUCCCGAGUGUACCGAAGCAGGCAACUGCAAUAAUCCCGAGUGUGGACCUUGUCCAGGACCGCGAGCACCUUGUGGUGGUUGUUCACCGCCCAUCGAUCCAGGGCAGGAAUGUGCUGUCACAAUGCCGCCGAAAGUUGUAGACGAAGUGGCAAAUGAUUGUGAAGCUUGUAGCAAUAAAGCUGAAUCUGCCAAUCCCUCAAAUCCUCCACCAACACAGCAAUAAACUGGAAACUUUAAAGCCCUAAA